CCUCCCCCCAAUACAUUAAGCUCUGUCCCUUAAGUGUAGCAUGAUUUAGUUUUCUCCGGCCUAUCAGAUAGGUCUGUGAGUAUAGACUUGCCAUUUUUGCAUUUCAUGGGCAGAGGACAACUGCACCAGAUGUGUAAGAGCUACUAACCAAGAUGAUCAAAAUUGGAGUGAUUGUGGUACUUCUCAGUUUGAUGUGUAAGUGAAAUUCCAAACUUAACCUAUUUUUCAAUCAUUAAUCAUUAAUCAUCAAUGGCUUAUUUCCUAGACCCUCGUUCUGGACUAAAAGUAUUCUACAUGGAGAUGGCCUAAUCUGUGUCUGGGAAAGCAGCUGUUUAUCAUGGAUUUCUAAUAUGCAGUUCAUGAUACUAAUUUGAAGUCUUAAAGGAAACAUGGUGCAUAUGGAUAAAGACUGUGAACGUUAAAUAAAUUGUUAAACGUUUCACCUCAAACACAAAUGAAGGUGUUACAGAAAAUAAAUACGUAUUUUCCCAUUUAAGUUGAGUGCUUCUUGUAUCAAUUUCUAACAUAGGCAAUAGUUGUAUAUUACUUGGCAGGGUUCUAAAAUGUGUUUUUACAGAUGUGACAAAAUGCAAUGAUCAGUAUCAAACUCAAAUUCGGGAGGUUCAUCCUGGGGACCCAGUGACACUAUACUGUGUUUUUUCAAAGGAAGAUAUCAAUAUGUUCUGGUACAAACAAAUGGUGGGGCAAAAGCCUCAAACUAUUGUAACAAUGACAAAAUAUGAUAUGCCUGUAUGGCACAAGGACUUUAACCAUUCACGUGUCAAUGUGGAGAAGGCUGAUGCUGAUGGGAUGUAUCGACUUGCUAUUACAAACACGGGCCCAACAGAUGAAGCCGUUUACUAUUGUGCAGCGAGAACAGCCUAUGAAGUCAACUUUAUCAAUGGGACUCUUUUACUAUUGAAAGGUAAGAAUCACCAAAGGUCACACUACCAUACUAUAGUGCAGAGGCCAGUGUCUGACCCAGUCCAUCCAGGACACUCUGUGACUCUACAGUGUACUGUACUCUCUGAGACCUGUACAGGAGAACACAGUGUGUACUGGUUCAGAGCCGGAUCAGGAGAAUCCCAUCCAGGAGUCAUUUACACCCCUGGGAACAGGAGUGAUGCGUGUAAGAAGAGCCCUGAGACUCCCUCUCCUACACAGAGCUGUGUCUACAGCCUCUCCAAGAACAACCUCAGUCUCUCUGAUGCUGGGACUUACUACUGUGCUGUGGCCAUAUGUGGCGAGAUCCUGUUUGGCAAUGGAACAAAACUGGAUGUCAAAGUAGGGAUGGACUUUAUUGUGCUGGUUCCAGUUGGUAUUAGUCUGUGUGGAACUCUAAUGCUGAAUGCUGUGUUACUGUUCUUCAUCCACUCACGUCAAAAGGAAACAAACGAUGACACAUCUCUACAAAUCUGUGAUGCCAUUCUCAGUGCUGACCAGUUGGGUCAACAGGAUUCAGUGGUGAAUGGCUACAAUACACUGCAGUGACCUUUACCACCAAGACAACUGGAACCAGGAGAAAGAAAUGAAAGAACAGGGGCAGCAUCCAAUCGGUCCACCAUUUUAAGUUGCAACCUAACAGAAACAAGCAAUCUUUUUUUACAGACAUAGAUUACAGUUUGUUUUCUAUAGUUUAAAGGGGUGUAAAUCCCAGAGUUACUAACCAGUCCUGCUUGUGCUUUCUUGUUUCUUUGAUAAUUUCUAAAAUUAAGUGUGAAUGCAUGUGCAGUAUGUUUAAUUAGUAGUCCAUUUCAAAGAGUUGAACUUUGAUGACAAUUGUGUAAAUCAACUUUGUAAUUUUGUUAAAAGCUCCAUUUUAAAUAAUGUGAUGAAUCAGACCAUGUUUAAAUAUAAAGUGGUUUGAUGAUCCUA
This is a messenger RNA of Oncorhynchus masou masou (cherry salmon), 1875 nucleotides long. RefSeq lists its product as uncharacterized. Bases 679 to 1491 code for a protein of 270 amino acids. The transcript has 5 exons. The record is from RefSeq and is a predicted model, not a curated record. NCBI's taxonomy places the organism in Eukaryota, Metazoa, Chordata, Actinopteri, Salmoniformes, Salmonidae. Gene Ontology annotation, biological process: response to bacterium.